This is a messenger RNA of Penicillium odoratum, 2316 nucleotides long. RefSeq names its product histone deacetylase hdaA (gene hdaA). Lineage: Eukaryota; Fungi; Ascomycota; Eurotiomycetes; Eurotiales; Aspergillaceae. The transcript has 15 exons. Gene Ontology annotation, cellular component: histone deacetylase complex. The coding region runs from base 1 to 2316 and encodes 771 amino acids. The record is from RefSeq and is a predicted model, not a curated record. Gene Ontology annotation, biological process: chromatin organization. Gene Ontology annotation, molecular function: histone deacetylase activity.
AUGGACGGUGAUAAGGAUACAGUCAUGACAGACCCGCGCAAGGUUUCCACCUUGCCUUCUCACACUGCUUCCACGUUGUCGACUGUUUCUCUGAACCCCCAUCAAAGAGCGGAUUUAACUCUGACUCCUUCAUUGAUCCCCCAAACAGCUUCCAAGUCUCCAUCAUCUGCAUCUGACCGUGCCUCACUACGAGACCAGGCGGCUUCAGGUAACACAUCCUCCCCCGACCGGUUCAUCAAACCGAGCCCCUCCGAGAGCAACUCGGCAGAGAACUCUCUUAAUCGAGCUGACAGCUUGGUUGAACCUAACUCGGAUUGGUCUGAUAACGACAUGGACACCAAAAGUGGCCUCCCCCUAGGGUCCUUAGCAACCGGCCUUUGUUAUGAUGUGCGAAUGCGCUAUCAUUGUGAGAUUCGGCCCAUGUCAGACGUUCAUCCGGAAGACCCUCGGCGCAUCUACUACAUUUACAAAGAGCUCUGUAACGCUGGUCUCGUUGAUGACCCAGAUUCAACUCAACCAUUAGCUCCACAGACCUUGAAGCGCAUCAAUACUCGAUAUGCUACCGAGGGGGAAAUUUCCACUAUUCACACCGAAGCGCAUUUUGCAUUUGUGAAGAGUACCGCCGGAAUGUCUGAUGAUGAUCUCGUGCUCCUCGAACAGCAACGAGACUCGAUUUAUUUCAAUCAAUUGACGUUUGAAACUUCGCUCCUAUCAGUAGGCGGAGCAAUUGAGACUUGUUUAGCAGUCGCUCAGCGUGAUGUGAAGAAUGCGAUCGCCGUUAUUCGUCCGCCUGGCCACCAUGCAGAAGUUGACACAGCCAUGGGAUUCUGUCUAUUCAACAACGUCUCAGUUGCGGCACGCGUCUGUCAACAGAAGCUAGGCGAAGCUUGCCGGAAGAUUUUGAUCCUUGACUGGGAUGUUCAUCAUGGCAACGGAAUCCAAAAAGCAUUCUACGACGAUCCUAAUGUUCUCUACAUCUCCAUUCACGUUCACCAGAAUGGUAGGUUCUAUCCUGGUGGCAAAGAGGGUGACUGGGACCACUGCGGUGAAGGGCCUGGGACUGGAAAGAACGUGAAUAUUCCUUGGCCCAAGCAAGGUAUGUGCGAUGGUGAUUACAUGUUUGCUUUCCAGCAAGUUGUGAUGCCCAUUGGCUUCGAAUUCGACCCGGAUUUAGUCAUCGUCUCUGCCGGAUUCGACGCGGCCGCAGGAGAUACACUCGGUGGUUGUUUUGUGUCCCCCGCUUGCUAUGCUCAAAUGACGCACAUGCUCAUGACUCUUGCAAACGGCAAAGUCGCAGUGUGCUUGGAGGGCGGAUACAAUCUCCAGUCUAUUUCCAAGUCGGCACUUGCAGUGACCAAGACCCUCAUGGGUGAUCCUCCGGACCGCCUGCAUAUCACUACGCCUUCUGAUGAGGCGAUUGCGACCGUUCGUCGUGUUAUGAGCUUCCAAGCCCCGUACUGGCGCUGUAUGUUCCCUAAACCAGUGGAAAUACAAACCAAUAAUAAGGUCUGGACUUCACUAAAUGAUUUUAUUCGUCGGGGUGAGGCAGAGAAGCUGUACCAAAGUUGCAAGCUCACAGAGCUAUACAUCUAUCGAACAAGCAUCUCAAAAUCAUUUGAAAACCAAGUUCUGGCAAGCCCGAACUACACCGAAGACGUUCCUCUUGUUGUCAUUUUCCAUGAUCCCUCCGAGCUCCUGGGAAAUCCUCAUCACGUUACAAAUAAAUUAGAGACCCAUAAUUGUUGGCUGGCUGAUAUUCAACAAAUUUACGUUGAAUGGAUGGUGAGCAAAGGCUAUGCGGUUAUUGAUGUCAACAUCCCUAUGCACGUCACCCGAGAUGAGGCCACUGGCAGAUACCAGGAUGAGGAUGGCGACCGACCCCACGCAACCGGGGAGCUGGCGGCUUACUUGUGGGACAAUUACAUUGAGCCAUACCAACGUCCUGAUAUCUUCUUCAUUGGUGUCGGCACUGCCUUUUACGGCAUUACAUCCCUGCUGAUCAACCGAGACAAUCUGUACCAAAAAGUGAACAGUGUCAUCUCGUUCGUCUCGUCUCAUCCCGUCCGUGCAGUUGCAUCCCCCACGCAGACGUGGAUGUCGAAAUGGUACCGCGAGAAUUCGCUGGUCUUUGUUUCCCACAAACAUGGAGUCUGGGAUCGUACCCCGUCCAAACGUUACGGAUCGCUCCGCAAGUCUCCCCAAUCCACCCUCACCGAGAUGCUCGGAGAGCACAAAGAAGAGGUCUUUGACUGGAUCUCCAGUCGCGUCGAGGCUCACGCCGCAGAAGACAACGAGGACUUGGAUAUGCAGGAUUAG